UAUUAUUUACAGUUACAAUAAAUGAAAUUGGUGUAAGAAAAAACGUUACAUGGGAAAAUAUUAUUAUUGAUUAUAUAAUAUGCAGGAUCUUUCUUAAAAUUUGCGGGUACGGAGCAUAAUUAUUUUAUCGGAGCCUAAAAAAUAUUGCGAUGCUUUUCACACAAAGUGAGUAUGGCAACAACAAAGCAAGUGGCCGAACGCCCGAAGUUAAUACUUUUAUUCAGUGGGAAGAGGAAAUCCGGAAAAGAUUACUUAACAGAUAUCAUACACCAAAGAAUUGGAAAGGAUAAAUGUACUAUUAUCCGUUUAUCAGGUCCUAUAAAAAAAUAUUGGGCUGAAACUAAAUCAAUACUAUUUGAUGAACUCCUUAGUGAUGGUCAGUUGAAAGAGCAGUAUAGAAAAGAAAUGAUAGAUUGGAGCGAUAGUAUACGCUUCAAUGACCCUGGUUAUUUUUGUCAAAAAUCAGUUGAGAUGUAUGAUCCUAUGCAUUUAAAGGAUAUUUGGAUAAUUAGUGAUGCUAGAAGAAAAACUGAUAUAGCUUGGUUUAGAUCAAAUUUUAAAAAUGUGAAGACUAUUCGAAUUAUUGCCACAGAGUGCACAAGAAAAGACAGAGGAUGGAAAUACACACAAGGUAUUGAUGAUAUGACAUCGGAAUGUGACUUAGAUGACAUAAGUGAUUGGCACUGGGUUAUUCAAAAUGAUGAAGAUAUCGCUUCUCAACAUACAGUCAACAAAAUUGUUAGUUAUUCUCUGAGUGUUUAAAUCUGUCUUAAGAAAAUGAGUUAUGAGCUGUACCAUGAAUUAUAAUAGUUUAAUGAAUUCUUAUUACUCUUAGUUAAAUUUUUAUUUUAAAAUUAAACUUUACCAUAUAAUUAAUUAAUGAUAUAAAGUUCA
Messenger RNA from Daktulosphaira vitifoliae (grape phylloxera), 894 nucleotides. RefSeq names its product phosphomevalonate kinase. NCBI's taxonomy places the organism in Eukaryota, Metazoa, Arthropoda, Insecta, Hemiptera, Phylloxeridae. The transcript has 5 exons. Bases 172 to 762 code for a protein of 196 amino acids. Gene Ontology annotation, cellular component: cytoplasm. Gene Ontology annotation, biological process: cholesterol biosynthetic process; isopentenyl diphosphate biosynthetic process, mevalonate pathway. The record is from RefSeq and is a predicted model, not a curated record. Gene Ontology annotation, molecular function: phosphomevalonate kinase activity.